This is a messenger RNA of Zonotrichia leucophrys gambelii, 12215 nucleotides long. RefSeq names its product plexin A2 (gene PLXNA2). The record is from RefSeq and is a predicted model, not a curated record. The coding region runs from base 267 to 5954 and encodes 1895 amino acids. Gene Ontology annotation, cellular component: semaphorin receptor complex; plasma membrane. Gene Ontology annotation, biological process: positive regulation of axonogenesis; regulation of cell migration; regulation of GTPase activity. Gene Ontology annotation, molecular function: semaphorin receptor activity; protein binding. NCBI's taxonomy places the organism in Eukaryota, Metazoa, Chordata, Aves, Passeriformes, Passerellidae. The transcript has 32 exons.
CGGAGCCGCGCUCGCCGCACUCGGGCAGCGGCUGCGGAGGCGAUGAGAGGCCGGCGGGGCUGAGCCGAGCCGAGCCGCGCCGGGCGAGGCCGAGGGGCUGCGGGCAGCGGCGGCGCCCGGCCCCGGAUUGAUUUCCGCGGUGCCGGGGGCCGCCGGCAUCCCCCGCCCUGAGCCGGGAGCAGCGCAGCGCCCAGGGCCGAACCAUGUGAGGGACGUUGCCGGGGCUCAGGACACGCGCGGGGGACACGGAGCUCUCCUUUCCCAGGAUGGAUCAGAGGAGGACCUGGCCUCGCCUACGGGACUCUGAUGGCUGCCCAGUGGCUCUGCUCUGCCUCCUCCUGGCAUCGCUGUCCCGGGACGUGUCCAGCAAUGCCUCCUUCAACACUUUCCACUCGGAGAACCGCGACUGGACGUUCAACCACCUGACGGUGCACCGGGGCACCGGCGCCGUCUACGUGGGGGCCAUCAACAGGGUCUACAAGCUCUCGGGGAACCUGACCAUCCUGGUGGCUCACAAAACCGGCCCCGAGGAGGACAACAAGUCCUGCUACCCUCCCCUCAUCGUGCAGCCCUGCAGCGAGGUCCUGACGCUCACCAACAACGUCAACAAGCUGCUCAUCAUCGACUACUCCGAGAACCGGCUGCUGGCCUGCGGCAGCCUCUACCAGGGCGUCUGCAAGCUGCUGCGCCUCGACGACCUCUUCAUCCUGGUGGAGCCCUCGCACAAGAAGGAGCACUACCUGUCCAGCGUCAACAAGACGGGCACCAUGUACGGGGUGAUCGUGCGCUCCGAGGGCGAGGACGGGAAGCUCUUCAUCGGCACGGCCGUGGAUGGCAAGCAGGAUUAUUUCCCCACCCUGUCCAGCCGCAAGCUGCCCCGGGACCCGGAGUCCUCGGCGAUGUUGGAUUACGAGCUCCACAGCGACUUUGUCUCGUCCCUCAUCAAAAUCCCCUCGGACACACUGGCCCUGGUUUCUCACUUUGACAUCUUUUACAUCUACGGCUUCGCCAGCGGGAACUUUGUGUAUUUCCUGACGGUGCAGCCGGAGACCCCCGAGGGCGUCUCCAUCAACUCCGCCAGCGACCUCUUCUACACCUCGCGCAUCGUCCGCCUGUGCAAGGACGACCCCAAGUUCCACUCGUACGUGUCGCUGCCCUUUGGCUGCGUCAGGGGUGACACCGAGUACCGCCUGCUGCAGGCCGCCUACCUGGCCAAGCCCGGGGAGGUGCUGGCCAGGGCCCUCAACAUCACGGCGCAGGAGGACGUGCUCUUUGCCAUCUUCUCCAAGGGGCAGAAGCAGUACCACCACCCGCCCGACGACUCGGCGCUCUGCGCCUUCCCCAUCCGCACCGUCAACGCCCACAUCAAGGAGCGCCUGCAGUCCUGCUACCAGGGCGAGGGCAACCUGGAGCUCAACUGGCUGCUGGGCAAGGAUGUGCAGUGCACCAAAGCGCCAGUCCCCAUCGAUGACAACUUCUGUGGGCUGGACAUCAACCAGCCCCUGGGGGGCUCGGUGCCCGUGGACGGGGUGACGCUCUUCACCUCCAGCCGCGACCGCAUGACCUCCGUGGCUUCCUACGUCUACAACGGCUACAGCGUGGUCUUCGUGGGCACCAAGACGGGCAGGCUGAAGAAGAUCCGGGCGGACGGGCCGCCCCAGGGCGGGAUCCAGUACGAGGUGGUGCCGGUGUUCAAGGACGGCAGCCCGGUGCUGCGGGACAUGGCCUUCUCCGUGGACCACAAGUACCUGUACGUCAUGUCAGAGCGCCAGGUGUCCAGGGUGCCCGUGGAGUCCUGUGAGCAGUACACGACCUGCCAGGAGUGCCUGAGCUCGGGGGACCCGCACUGCGGCUGGUGCUCCCUGCACCACAUGUGCUCCCCGCGGGAUCGCUGUGAGCGGGCACAGGAGCCGUUCCGCUUCGCCGCGAGCAUCGGGCAGUGCCUGAGCGUGGCCGUGCAGCCCAGCAGCAUCUCGGUGUCAGAGCACAGCCUCCCGCUCAGGCUGCGGGUGAGCGACGCCCCAGACCUCAGUGCCGGGGUGAGCUGCCUCUUCGGGAACCUCAGCGAGGUGGAGGGGCAGGUGUCGGGCAGCCAGGUGCUCUGCGUGUCACCAGCAGCCAGAGACGUCCCUGCCAUCCCCGUGGAUCAGGACUGGUUCGGGGUCGUGCUCCAGCUGAAGUCCCGGGAGACCGGCAGGACCUUCGUCAGCACCGAGUUCAAGUUCUACAACUGCAGCGCCCACCAGCUGUGCCUGUCCUGUGUGAACAGUGCCUUCCGCUGCCACUGGUGCAAGUACAGGAACCUGUGCACCCACGACCCCACCACCUGCUCCUUCCAGGAGGGCAGGAUCAACGUCUCUGAGGACUGCCCGCAGCUGUUCCCCACGGAGGAGAUCCUGAUCCCGGUGGGAGAGGUGAAGCCCAUCACGCUGAGGGCCCGGAACCUGCCGCAGCCCCAGUCGGGCCAGAGGGGCUACGAGUGCGUGCUCAGCAUCCAGGGCAUCGUGCACAGGGUGCCCGCCCUGCGCUUCAACAGCUCCAGCGUGCAGUGCCAGAACAGCUCGUACCUCUAUGAUGGGAUGGACAUCAGCAACCUGGCAGUGGACUUUGCCGUGGUUUGGAAUGGGAACUUCGUCAUUGACAACCCCGAGAACGUGAAAGUGCACCUGUACAAGUGCGCGGCGCAGCGCGAGAGCUGCGGGCUGUGCCUCAAGGCCGAGCCGCGCUUCGCGUGCGGCUGGUGCAGCGGCGAGGGGCGCUGCACCCUGCGGCCCCACUGCAGCUCCCCGGGCGCGCUGCCCUGGCUCCACUGGGCCGGACACAACGUCAAGUGCUCCAACCCGCGCAUCACCGAGAUCCUGACGGUGUCGGGGCCCCCGGAAGGAGGGACCAGGGUGACCAUCCGUGGGGUGAACCUGGGCCUGGACUUCUCGGAGAUCGCGCAGGGCGUGCAGGUGGCCGGGGUGCAGUGCACGCCCCUGCCCGAGCACUACGUGGUGGCCGAGCAGAUCGUCUGUGAAAUGGGGCAGGCGCUUCCAGGGAUCAGCUCCGGCCCAGUGCUCCUGUGCAUCGGAGAGUGCAAGCCCGAGUUCACGGCCAAGUCAGCGCAGCAGUACGUGUUUGUGACCCCAGCUGUGAGUUUCCUGAGCCCCGGCCGCGGCCCGGAGUCGGGAGGGACCAUGGUGACCAUCUCUGGCCAGCACCUGGGCGCUGGCAGCCGCGUCUCCGUGCUCCUGGGGAACCAGACCUGCGAGUUCCUGCAGAGAUCCAUGAAUGAGAUUGUUUGUGUGUCAGCACCCUCAGCCCACGGCCUGGGGGCUGUUCAGGUCUCUGUCAGCGUGGACAGGGCUCAGCUGGAGAGGACUUUGCUGUUUGAGUACAUCGACGACCCCAAGGUGCAGCACAUCGAGCCCGAGUGGAGCAUCGCCAGCGGCCACACGCCCCUGACUGUCACCGGCUCCAACCUGGACGUGAUCCAGGAGCCGCGGAUCCGCGCCAAGCACAACGGCAAGGAGUUCAUCAACGUGUGCAAGGUGCUGAACUCCACGGCCCUGGCCUGCCUGGCUCCCCCAUUGACAGCCGAGUACCGCCCGGGGCUGGACGCCGUGGAGCGCCCGGACGAGUUCGGCUUCAUCUUCAACAACGUCCAGUCCCUGCUGCUCUACAACGACACCAAGUUCAUCUACUACCCCGACCCCACCUUCGAAAUGCUGAGCUCCACCGGGGUGCUGGAGCAGAAGCCGGGCUCUCCCAUCAUCCUGAAGGGCAGGAACCUGUGCCCACCCGCCCCGGGAGGAGCCAAGCUCAACUACACGGUGCUGAUCGGGGAGACGCCCUGCGCCGUCACCGUGUCCGAGACGCAGCUGCUGUGCGAGCCCCCCACCCUCAGCGGGCAGCACAGAGUGAUGGUGCGUGUUGGCGGCGUCACCUUCUCCCCUGGCUCGGUGAGCAUCGUGUCGGACAGCCUGCUGACCCUGCCCGCCAUCGUCAGCAUCGCGGCCGGCGGCUCCCUGCUCCUCAUCAUCGUCAUCAUCGUCCUCAUCGCCUACAAGCGCAAGUCCCGCGAGAACGACCUCACCCUCAAGAGGCUGCAGAUGCAGAUGGACAACCUGGAGUCCCGGGUGGCCCUGGAGUGCAAGGAGGCCUUUGCAGAGCUGCAGACGGACAUCAACGAGCUGACCAGCGACCUGGACCGCUCGGGCAUCCCCUACCUGGACUACCGCACCUACGCCAUGCGCGUGCUGUUCCCGGGCAUCGAGGACCACCCGGUGCUGAGGGAGCUGGAGGUGCAGGGGAACGGGCAGCAGAGCGUGGAGAAGGCCCUGAAGCUCUUUGCCCAGCUGAUCAACAACAAGGUGUUCCUGCUGACCUUCAUCCGCACGCUGGAGCUGCAGCGCAGCUUCUCCAUGCGCGACCGCGGCAACGUGGCCUCGCUCAUCAUGACGGGGCUGCAGGGCAAGCUGGAGUACGCCACCGACGUGCUCAAGCAGCUGCUCUCCGACCUCAUCGAGAAGAACCUGGAGAACAAGAACCACCCCAAGCUGCUCCUGCGCAGGACCGAGUCGGUGGCCGAGAAGAUGCUGACCAACUGGUUUGCAUUCCUGCUGCACAGGUUCCUCAAGGAAUGUGCUGGGGAGCCCCUGUUCAUGCUCUACUGUGCCAUCAAGCAGCAGAUGGAGAAGGGCCCCAUCGAUGCCAUCACGGGGGAGGCGCGCUACUCCCUGAGCGAGGACAAGCUCAUCCGGCAGCAGAUCGAGUACAAGACCCUGAUCCUGAACUGUGUGAACCCAGACAACGAGAACAGCCCAGAGAUCCCUGUCAAGGUGCUGAACUGCGACACCAUCACGCAGGUCAAGGAGAAGAUCCUGGAUGCUGUGUACAAAAACGUGCCCUACUCCCAGAGACCCAGAGCUGUGGACAUGGACUUGGAGUGGCGGCAGGGCCGCAUUGCCCGCGUGGUGCUGCAGGAUGAGGACAUCACCACCAAGAUCGAGGGCGACUGGAAGCGCCUGAACACCCUGGUGCACUACCAGGUGUCAGACCGCUCCGUGGUGGCUCUGGUGCCCAAGCAAACCUCGUCCUACAACAUCCCUGCCUCUGCCAGCAUCUCCCGCACCUCCAUCAGCAGAUACGACUCCACGUUCCGCUACACGGGCAGCCCCGACAGCCUCCGCUCGCGCGCGCCCAUGAUCACACCCGACCUGGAGAGCGGCGUCAAGGUCUGGCACCUGGUCAAGAACCACGACCACGGCGACCAGAAGGAGGGGGACAGGGGCAGCAAGAUGGUGUCUGAGAUCUACCUGACCAGGCUGCUGGCCACAAAGGGCACGCUGCAGAAGUUCGUGGAUGACCUGUUUGAGACGCUGUUCAGCACGGUGCACCGCGGCAGUGCCCUGCCCCUGGCCAUCAAGUACAUGUUUGACUUCCUGGACGAGCAGGCGGACAAGCACGGCAUCCACGACACCGACGUCCGGCACACCUGGAAGAGCAACUGCCUUCCCCUGCGCUUCUGGGUGAACGUGAUCAAAAACCCUCAGUUCGUGUUCGACAUCCACAAGGGCAGCAUCACGGACGCCUGCCUGUCCGUGGUGGCUCAGACCUUCAUGGAUUCCUGCUCCACCUCCGAGCACCGCCUGGGCAAGGACUCCCCCUCCAACAAGCUGCUGUACGCCAAGGACAUCCCCAGCUACAAGAGCUGGGUGGAGAGGUAUUACGCCGACAUUGCCAAGCUCCCGGCCAUCAGUGACCAGGACAUGAACGCCUACCUCGCCGAGCAGUCGCGCCUGCACGCCGUGGAGUUCAACAUGCUGAGCGCCCUCAACGAGAUCUACUCCUAUGUCAGCAAGUACAGCGAGGAGCUCAUCGGAGCUCUGGAGCAGGACGAGCAGGCUCGGAGGCAGCGCUUGGCUUACAAAGUAGAGCAACUCAUUGGGGCCAUGUCCUUCGAGAGCUGAGGAAAGGUCACGGGCAGCAAAGGGCAGAGCAUCGCUCGGGAAUUCGGAGGGAGAACAAGCAAGGAAGGCACUGGACACACCCGCCAAGGCUCUUCUGGAGAGAGCAGGGCCUGGCUCAAGGACUGACUGUGUUCAAAAACCAUACAGGAUCCGGUUUGGAAGGGCAGGAAGGGAAGAUGAAGCAUCUCCAUCACAGUCCAAGCAAGGUGGAUCAUUUUUUCGAGUGUACGCGCAAAGAAGGAACCUGGAAAGUCUGGAUGUCUCCACGACUGCUGCUUUGCAUGAAAAUUGUUUAAUGUAUAUUGGAAAAUAAAACUUUAUUUAAAGGGUUUUUUUUUUAAAAAAAAAAAAAAAAAACAAAGGAAGAAAAAGAAAAAAAAUAGAGCAAAAACCACAGAGGCCAUAGAGAUAAUCCUGGCAAGGAGGAUCAGCUCUGAAUCCUGUCCCUGAGAGCCUUCCAAGGACACGGCUCAGGCAUUCUGCAAACGGACUGUCACACAAUUGGAACGUCUGGAAAACCAAAAUGUCUUCGCUUGGGAUUCUUACAACACGUAGGAGCACAAGUUUGCACCACACCUUUUUACACAAGCGAAAUAGCAGUUUUGCCCGAAAAUAGUCCAGUGGCUGAGUAACUUAGAGGCACUAGAAGGAACUUUACCUGAAUUGCAAAACCACCAGAUCAUCCGACCUGUCUUGAAAUCCAGCUUUAUCCAUGUAUUUAUAUCAUGUCAAUGCAUCUAUUUUUUUUUAAAUCCCAUUUACUGUUGAAUGAGGGAAGAUCUGAGUUUCAUUGCUUUUCCCUUUUCCACCUGCAUCCCACCUCACUGGCUGAUCAGCAGUGUCCAGCUUGGCCAUGGUGAUCCAGCAGUGUCCAGCAGUGUCCAGCAAGGCCAUGGUGAUCCAGCAGUGUCCAGCAGUGUCCAGCAAGGCCAUGGUGAUCCAGCAGUGUCCAGCAGUGUCCAGCAUGACCAUGGUGAUCCAGCAGUGUCCAGCAUGGCCACGGUGAUCCAACAGUGACCAACACUGAUCCGUUCAGUGUCCACUGCUGGUUCCUGCAGGUGCCACGUGAGCCAAGGCAGAGCUGGGCUGACACCUCCAGGGUCAGUUUGGGGGUCUCCAGCAGCCAGCUCUGAUUUCUCACAGCAACACCCCCCAAACCCUGAUGUUUACGGUGACAAUACUUGAAGAGCCUGGAUGCUGGGAGAGCAGAUUUUGUUGAUUUUCUGCGGGACGUGCAGUCCUUGGGCACAGGCUCCCUUUGGGUGUCUCCUCCAGCGUUUGCCGCCUCACCCAGGGCCAGGACUUGCAUUUCCACUGGAAAAGGGAGAGAAAUCUCUGCUCCAGGCAAGAGCAAACCUUAACCAGCACCCCCGGGCCAGCCAGCUCUGCUGUCGUGUCUCUGUGUCGGCGUCUCGUUGUUCUCCUCAGUUCCUUGCUGGCCCCCACGGCACACGCUCCUGUGGCCAGGGACAGGCAAAUGUUUGUGAGUGUUAUUUCUUUCAAAGACACCAAAGCUUAUGUGUGUCCCUUUGUGGAGUGCCAGGAGGGGAAGGAGUGCUGUAAAUAUUUCUCUCUGUAGUAAAUAUUGAUACGUGUGCAGGCUGCAGUGGGGAGGGCAGGGAGAGGACGCCUGAUGGAAAUACAAGAGUUGGCUGCAGGAGCUUGGCAAUGGCAGCAAAAUAAUCCCUGGUGUCUGCCCAGGCAGUCCCACACCAGACUGGGACCUUUGUUUGCAGCCAGUGUGUGUUGAAGGAAAAUCCAUUUCCAUCUCCAUCCCCCUCCUGCAGCAUUCCUGCCUGGAGGAGCCCAGCUGGCCCUCUGCGUCCUGCAGUCCAGCACCAGGGGAGGGGAGAAGCGCGUAGAGAAAUACUCAGGAAACUUGGUUUAAUUACCAUUCAGUAAAAGCCAUGCCAAGUCCACUUUCUUUUGGUAAUCCACUUCUGUGAGUCUCUCUGAAAAGCAGAAAAUACCGAUGAUAAUAAUCAACCUUGUGCAAUAAGUUCUUGACAUUUACAGCAGCCUGAGUGCUGGAUUUACUGAGACAGGGGGAGAGUGGCAGAAACAGAGACUGUGGGCAGAGCAGUGUUUGUGCUGCCUGUUAUCUGAGUUUCCUUCCCAGGGAUCCCGCUCCAUGGUGAAUCUCAUUUCUGAGGCAAAAAUGUGCAAAAGUCCUACUAAAAGUCAGGCACUGCAGAGCCCAGGAAUGUCCCUGGAGCAAUCCCCAGCCUGGCCUGCUCUUGGCUGCAGGUACCCAGGGCAUGGCACAGGGUCAGGCUUUGAAAUCCUGCAGGUUUUUUGCUGGUUCUGUUCCUGCUGUUGCCAGUGAUCCAUCACACAGCUUAGCUGAGGGAUUGCCAGCUCUGUCCUAGCUGUGGUUGUUGGUUUGGGUUCUCCAAGUUCUCACGGUACUCUGAAACCCAAAGAGAGCACUCCAAAAAGCUCCUGAAGGACUUCCAAAUGCUUCCAAAUAUCAGUCUGGGGAGUUACCUCUGCAGGACUCCCAAAAUACAAGUACAGUCCAAAGCAAAGGCCUGGCUGUGCAUCACCGGGCCUGCUGACAGUGUCCCUGCCCCACAGCCCUCAUGGUGCUCCUCUCUGCAUCUCUUUGAGAGGUUUUUGUGCAGCUUUUCAUCCUCCUGCUUUCCUCCUCCUGCUCCCUCCCCUCUGGCCAGGAGCAGCCCCCAAGCCAAGGCUUUGUCAUUCCCCCUCCCCUGUAUUUUCUCAGCAGAAAUGGAGGUCCCCACACACCCCCUGGAUUCUCUGGGAGGACAUUAAGGUGACAAGGGACAACUGAGUUCAUCUUCUGUGCUAUGGGACGAUUUGAGCAGAGAGAAGAAAGAAGGGGAAGCAGCAGGAGCACUUUGCAAACCAGUAAGCUCUUACACUUCCGACUGAAUCCCAAAGGAAACAGCAAAAAUUCCUCUUCCAUCACCUGGAAAAGCUUUGGGAGCAUGGCAGAGGGAACAGCUCAGUCCUGGCUGGAGGGGUGGCCUACAAAUACAUUGCCAAGCAUCUUCUCAUGGUGGUUGACAUUAAUUAUGGAUCUUUACAGGCAAUUAUAUGGAUUGAAGCAACAUAUCCCCCUGGGGCAGAGCGCUGGGAAUCUCUUGCCCUGUUUGCAUCCAACAUUUCCAUUCCUCCUUCGGGAGGAGGAAGCUUCAGAUCUCAGAAAUGGCAUUUUCUUUGCACUGGCAGCAAACUGGACUCGAGGGUUGGUCAGGAGGGGGCACUUGCCUUAGAUGAAACGAUUUCACGUCCCUCUCAUUGCCCCCCUCCUCCUGCAAGGCUGCCUGGAGUUUGGAGUCUCCAGCUCGCUGCGUUUCAGGUAUUCCAACAUCAAAGUGGGAGACGUCACUUGCCGGGAUCUCUCUGCCUGGUGUCACCGCUUGAAUAAUUCCCUUUCAUCUUCUGCUCACGAGCUAUCAAAGCACCCACUCCGAGGGGGAGCGAGGUGCUAAUCAAACGCUUCUCCACCUUGAAAGCCUUUAUCAAACCCCACACAGGAGAGGGGAGCUCGCAGGCACGGCUGGCCCUGCCUGAGCCCCGCCAGGAGCCACAGAGGGUGUGGGCAGCGAGGGGUCCACGCUUUGCCAUAAAGGAGGGGUUUGAAGGGAGGCAGGAGGGAUCAGCAUGGCUGGAAACCCUGGGAAAUCCAGCAUGGAUAUCCCUGGAAACCCUGUGUGCAGCAGUGAGCACCCACCAUGUGAAAUCCAGCAUGGAUAUCCCUGGAAACUCUGGAUACCCUGUGUGCAGCAGUGGGGACCCACCAUGUGAAAUCCAGCAUGGAUAUCCCUGGAUACCCUGUGUGCAGCAGUGAGGACCCAGCACUGAGGAACAAAACUGCUGCCAUAGCCUGGCUGCAUCCAGCAGCAUCCCAGGUGUGGAAUUUCAGGUUUUUCCCUGAAAAAUGGACGUGGGGACAGCGGUGCCUCCCCAGGGCUGGGGCUGUGACACGCUGGGGACAAUGAGUGCAGUGCCAACCUUCAUCACAGCAGUGCCUUCCACACUCUGUCUUAAAAUCCUGGUGGCCCAUCCCCACGUCAGUGUUCCCUCCCACCUUCCACUGGACUCCACAAAAAAUGUCCCAACGUAGGAAACAGUUUGGGUGGGCACGUGGAGGGCAAAGGCCAGAGGGUUUGGGGCUCUGGGGUUGCAUUCUGCUCGCUGCUGGCUCUGAGCUCCUUGUGGGGAUCUUGGUGUUUAAAUCUGUGUGAGAAAAGGGUCAGAGCAUCCCCUCCUGCAGUGGGCACAGCCUCCAAACAAGGUCUCAUUCCCAGAGGUCCCCAGGAGCCAGCAGGGGUGGGGAAGGCCAGGCUGGCACAGGGCAGAGCAGCUCCCAGCACGGCCCCUGUGCUGCUCCAGAGCCUCCAGCCCCUUCCCUGGCAGCAGCCCAGCCACGUUCUCCUGUCGCUGGCUGCUCUCCAUCCAGCUUCCUGUGCUGUCAGAGCUCACCUGUCACAGGGACUCAGCUCCCCAAACUAAAUGAAACUAAAAGAGACUGACUUGAAUAAGCUGGGCCAUCAGGGAGAGCUCACGAGUGACUGAGCCCUGGAGAGAAGAGAAAAUGUUCUGAGGAGGGGAAAUAACUGACAUCAAAGAUGCAUUAAAAUGCCACAGAGCUUCAGCCAUCCUAUUCCAGAUCCACAUUUGCACCAGGAAUUGCAAGGCAAUAGUGCAGGAGCUGUGACAUUGUACGGAGUUGUGUGUGAGGAGGAGCUCAGAGCACAGCCCUGUCCUUGGUGCAAACACCCAGCCUGGACCCAAAACCAGAGGGCAGCGGGUCAGAGGCUGAGGACAAAGCUCUGGGGCCAGCUCUGAGGCCACCUGCAUGGGCAGGAUGGUUUGGUUUUACUGAUGAGACAUUCAGUGGGGAAACAAUCAGAGUCAGAGGUGUGUGCACUGCAAAGGGGCUGGUGGGGAUCUGCUGAGCUGAGCAACCCCAAAUGUGCAGUUUCAGUGCACUGUGGUCAGGUUAGUUUGGCAGGGGAAGAGGAUGGGAGGUUUUGGCUGUCUGGAAGGUUUUGUUAAAGCCCCUUCACCUGAAAAGCCCCAGAUGUGGGUGCUGGUCCUGUUCUGGGCAGGCAAUGGAACAGCAGCCAGAGCCCCAGCUGUGGGUGUGCCCGGUGCCUUCCUGGCUCCUGGAAGAAAACUGGGGCUCUGUGGUGUGUGCCCUGCACCCCAGGGUGCUCUUUGGGGUGCUGGGGUCAGAGAAGGGGGCGUGGAAGGGUGGGAUGGCAGAGCCCCCCUGCUCCAUGCUGGAAACGCCCCUCUGUCCCUGCAGGGUGUCUGAGGUGGCACCAGCGGUGUUGUGGCCGUGCUGUGAGCAUGGCAGUGUCUCUGUGCUUGUUCUUUCAGAUCCCCCUUUGUCCCUGUGUUUCCCACCCCUCUCCUUCCUUUGUAACCGUGGAAUAAAAUCCUGAAGAAAUUCCCUUUCUGCAGCGUGGAGGAACGCGCCCCAAGGGCCCGCAGGGUCCAUCCACUUGCACGGACAAUAUCCCAAAUGUCCCAAACCCCCUGGGCCUCCCAGGGCUGCCAAAUCAAACACCAGAUCUCCUGGAUGGCCUUUCCUUUGGGAUUUUUAAUACCUCUCUUUCGAAUAAGCUUGGAAGUUUAUGCAACAGCUUCUCCUCCCGAGGACUGGGCACACAAAGGGGCACGAGGAGCCCUGGGGAGGGAAAAAAGCUGAUUUGGCCACGAUUUUCAUGGCUUCAGAAGAUGCAGCAGAAAUGUCCUUCUCUUGCUGCUGAGUUCUGGUGUUGAGGCACCUUGGAGAAGCAGCAAGGGCAAGGGAAUGUACAGGUACUAAAAACUUCUGGAGUGCCCCCAAAAACGUCACAGAAUGUAGAGGUAUAUCAGCCAUGGAACAGAUUCUGAUAUUUCUUCUUCCCCUUCUCCUUACAGAGCAGCCCCCAGCAGUUUUAGGGGAUUUGUGUGUUGGCAGGAACAAGGAAUUGAAUUUGUAUCUGUGCCCAUUCCACCGUGUCCUUCUCUGGCUCCUCCCCUCCCCGUUAUACUUGACACACUGGAGUUCUGUAUUAUAUUUUUUUUUAAGAUGAUUGUCUGUUUUUUGUUGUUUUUACAAGUGUUGUGGAAAAAAAAAUGUAAGAAAGUUUAAGUAUUUAAAAAUGUUCCAAGGAAAUAAAAGGGGGUUUUGUUAUUAUUCUAAUAUAUUAUUGUGUACCUAUUGUAAAUAUGAAACACUCCUAUUUUGCAAGCCAAGGACUCACUUUGUACUGUUGUUAUAUAUAAAUAAAGUUUACU